This is a messenger RNA of Vigna umbellata (rice bean), 1947 nucleotides long. RefSeq names its product TOM1-like protein 5. Gene Ontology annotation, molecular function: ubiquitin binding; phosphatidylinositol binding. Lineage: Eukaryota; Viridiplantae; Streptophyta; Magnoliopsida; Fabales; Fabaceae. Gene Ontology annotation, biological process: protein transport to vacuole involved in ubiquitin-dependent protein catabolic process via the multivesicular body sorting pathway. The record is from RefSeq and is a predicted model, not a curated record.
UUCUCCUUGGAAAAGAAGAUAUAGCUUUUGGAGAGAAGAACGACAAGACAGGGACAGGUCUCCUGGCGGUGUUGUAGUUUGUUCAAUUACCUAACAAACAACAAACACAAACCAAACCCAAACCUUGAGAUUUUUCACUCUCUCUUCUCUUACUCUAUUCAUUUAUUGGCACAGCACACUUUCAUUCAUAUCUCUCUUUGAGAACCUGGUUAUUUCUCACAACUUUAACUUUAGUACUUACUUGCCCAAUUAACUAUUUCAUAUCAUAUGUUAAAAAGCUCUCAACUUUAAAGCUAACUAAAAAGAAAAGCUCUCUGGGUAAGAAGAAAGCAGCAGCUAAACUGAUCUUCGGUAUUGGGUUGCAAUUGGAAUGCCGAACCUCUCCCAGGUUCAUCAGUGAAUGAUUGGCAUCUUCCUCGUGAUCUUUGUCUUUGUUCCAGAAAAAAAAAUGGCAGCUCUGGUCAUUGCUGCAACAAGUGAGAAACUGGCUGAAACUGAUUGGAUAAAAAAUAUUGAAAUCUGUGAAUUAGUCGCUCAUGAUAAAAGGCAGGCUAGAGAUGUCAUCAAAGCUAUAAAAAAGAGGUUGGGUUACAAGAAUCCUAAUAUUCAACUUUAUGCAGUUUUGUUGCUGGAAAUGUUGAUGAACAAUAUUGGAGAUCAUGUUCACCAGCAGGUGAUUGAUACAGGAAUCAUCCCUAUUCUUGUAAAAAUUGUGAAGAAAAAAUCAGAUUUUCCUGUAAGGGAGCGGAUAUUUCUGCUACUAGAUGCCACACAAACAUCCGUUGGCGGUGCUUCUGGAAAGUUUCCACAGUAUUAUAAUGCAUAUUAUGAUUUGGUGAGUGCUGGGGUGCAGUUUCCUCAAAGGGAUCAAGUGACCCCAUCAAAUCGUUCUAAUUCUCAACUUAAUGGGAUUAACAAUGUACCGAACACAGAUCAGGCCCCGACCAGACAUCAGCAAGCAGAGUCCCAAACGGUUGCUGAAUCUAGCAUUAUACAAAAGGCUAGUAAUGCGUUAGAAGUUUUAAAAGAAGUCCUUGAUGCCAUUAAUGCCCAGCAUCCUCAGGCAGCAAAAGAUGAAUUCACUCUUGAUCUUGUUGAGCAGUGUUCAUUUCAGAAGCAAAGGGUAAUGCAUCUUGUGAUGACUUCUCGUGAUGAAAGGAUAGUUUCUCGAGCAAUUGAAUUAAACGAGCAACUCCAGAAAGUUCUUACAAGACAUGAUGCACUUCUUUCGGGCAGAGCCAUGACAAUAGCUAAUCACUUGGAGUGUGAAGAAGCAGAAGAGGAAGAAGAACCAGAACAGUUAUUCCGGAGAUUACGCAAAGGAAAGGCUUGCGCAAGGCCUGAAGAUGAAAACAGGGAACCUGAGUUUCCUCACUUUGGUUUGCUUGAAGAGAGACUAAAUCGGCCGUUAAUAAGACCACUAUCUUUGGAGCCAUCUCGAGAAGCUAAUAAUUGUCCUGCACCUGCUGUGAUUCCUCCUCACAUGGCAAUUCCACCACCACCUUCAAAACACAUUGAGAGGGAGAGAUAUUUUCAGGAAAAUAAAAAGGAUGGUGCUACUUUGGCUGGCCACUUGAGAGGCCUUUCCUUGCAUAGUCACAAUGGCAGCAGCUCUCACAGUGGAAGCUUUGAUUUUAGUGAUUGAUCUUUUAACACAAACACAUCUUUUUUAACCUUCUACGGUAUUGGAAUUGAAGUUAGUGAUUUCUGUGCAGUCCUUUUUCGUGUGUUGGAGUGAGAGAUGGGGGGUUAUAGCUUAUAAGCCUGCUUCAGUUUGUAGGGAUGCAUGUAAUUAAGGAGUUUCUGAGAUCAUGUGCCAUGAAACCCGAAGUUUUGUAAGUUCCAAGUCCUAGUGUGAUAAUGUUUUUUCUUUUCUAAUCUCUAGGAAACUAUAAAAUAUUUUCUUCUCUCAACUUACAAGCUCUUAAUAUAUUUUUCUUACACCAA